CAAUUUCCUCACUUAACUCAAAAUCCGUUUCACUCGACGUGUUUGUUUGCGUUAAAUUUCGCGGGUUUACAAAUUCGCAAUAGAAAUAGACGCUGUUUCCUGGUGGUUUUAAAAGUCCGUACCCGCGCGUUGGUUAAAUCCGUCGAUAGUCUAUUUCCAUCGCGAUUUCCGGUCCGCGGAAUAGAUACGGUAGGUUGUCGAGACCAAAAGAGAAACACAAAAACGUGACCCGGGAGUUUUAUGUAAUGUCUACGACUUGAAUUUGAAUUACUUCACUAGCGCUCUCUAAGUAGAUGCUUCCCAAAAAAGAGAAAAAUGGCUCUCAGAAUAACAUUCUUAGUGUCUAUUCUUCUUUUUCACACGUCAGCUUCGAAUUUUUCAAAUGACAAUUUAAUGGAUGAUGCGUCUUCCGAGAUUGAUGAGCGCAAAGUUGAAUCGGAACAUUUUUUGCCAUAUUUUCCAAAGAAAAUGUCGAAAAUUCGCGUGUAUGUUGAGGGUGAUAUGGUACGAUUGAAAUGUAAAGCUGAAGGUUAUCCGGUUCCUGAUGUAGCGUGGUAUAAAAAUGAUGAAAUACCGGUUCGAAAUUUAGAGAGGGUUAGAUUCACCAAAUGGUUUAUGGUGAUGGAAGAUGCGGUGUAUCGAGAUACUGGGAAUUAUACGUGUGUAGUCUGCAACGAUCUAGGAUGCAUUAAUCACACCUUUGCGUUGACAGUUGUUGAACGGUUCCCGGCAAAACCAAACAUCGUUUCUGGCUACCCGAAAAAUGUAUCAGCUGUAGUUAACUCUACAGUUGAGUUGGAAUGUCCGCAAUUAUCCGAUUCGUUACCAUUCAUUCAUUGGUUUCGUGGACUUCCUCGGACUAACGAAACUAUUUAUGCCAACAAAUUUCUGCCGCAGACCGACGAAACAUCUCUUGGAAUUCUUAGAUUGGUUAACGUCACCCAUGACCAAGAGGGGUGGUACACAUGUUAUGCUACUAAUUCAGUUGGUCGUGCAAUAAAAAGCGCUUACUUAAAAGUAGUCGAUGAUUACGAAUCAAUUGCUAAUACUCUUUCAAAUGUUAUCAACGAACCAAAAAAUUUGGAUUUUAUCCCAAACAAUCUAUUUCGUUUAAAAAGCCUUUCAUUGGUGGCAGAAGAUCCGAACGAGUAUAAACCAAAAUUAAAUUUUUUAAACAAUAAGGCUGAGCAAAUCAUUCAAGUAUCUUUGGGUACUAACGUCACCUUAAACUGCGAUGUUAACGAAAUGAACUCGACCACAAUUACUUGGUACAAUAACAAAAACGAUUCCAUCGAAUCAUCUGUUAAACAAAAAAAGUUUUCAAUCAAUGUCAAAAUAAUGACGAUGGAAGAUUAUGGAAAUUACAGUUGUAAAGUUUGUUUAGAUGGGCAAUGUAUUCAAAAAAAUUUUAGUAUUGAUCAAGGAACUCAAGAUGACGACGAAGAAGAUUACACCCCAUCGGGGAAGAAAACACCCCAUAUACCUUAUUUUACAAAAAAAAUGACCGAAAAUGGGCUUAACGUAAAAGUUGCGGGGAAUAUGGUAACUUUUAAAUGUAAAGCUGGAGGUUAUCCCGUUCCUAAUAUAACAUGGUACAAGAAUGGUGAAACGCCACCGGUACGAAGCUUGGGUGAGAUCAAGUACACCACAUGGAACAUGCAGAUGCAAGAUUUGAUAAUUACGGAUGCCGGGAAAUACAUGUGCGAGGCCUGCAACGAGGUGGGAUGCAUUAACUACACCUACACGUUGACAGUUGUUGAACGGUUCCCGGCAAAACCAUACAUCGUUACUGGCUACCCGAAAAACGUAACAGCUGUAGUUAACUCUACAGUUGAGUUGGAAUGUCCGCAAUUAUCCGAUUCGUUACCAUUCAUUCAUUGGUUUCGUGGACUUCCUCGGACUAACGAAAACGAAACUAUUUAUGACGACAAAUUUCUACUAAAGAACGAUGAAACAUCUCCUGAAAUUCUUAAACUGGUUAACGUCACCUAUGACCACGAGGGAUGGUACACUUGUUAUGCUGCUAAUACUCUUGGUCAUACAACAGGAAGUGCUUAUUUAAAAAUCGUUGAUUCAUUAGAUUCAGAAACUCAUGGACAACCCUUAUUAAUCAUUAUAAUGGGAAUUGUUGUUUCGAUUUUAUUCACAGGAGCGUUAGUAAUUGUUAUUUAUGUCAUCACUAAAUGGAAACAAGAAAAAAUUAAAAAAUUAGUUGCUAUAGAAACCGCAAGAGCGGCAGUAGUAACUCAAUGGACGAAAAAAGUGAUAAUAGAGAAAAAUCAUUCAGAAAAUGUUUCCGAACCUUUACUAAUGCCGAUUGUAAAAAUUGAGAAACAAAAAACUCAAAACAACAACGCUGUUGAUGGAAUGAUAUCGGAAUAUGAACUCCCGAUGGAUUCGGAUUGGGAAAUUCCCAGGGAAAGUUUACAUCUAGGUAAAAGUCUUGGGGAGGGAGCUUUCGGGAAAGUCAUGAAAGCUGAAGCUAUUGAUGUCGUUAAAGCUGGAGUGAGCAGCAUUGUUGCGGUAAAAAUGUUAAAAGAGGGUCAUACAGAUAACGAAAUGAUGGAUUUAGUCUCAGAGAUGGAAAUGAUGAAAAUGAUUGGAAAACACAUUAAUAUUAUAAACCUCUUGGGAUGUUGUACUCAAAAUGGGCCGUUGUAUGUUGUGGUGGAAUAUGCGCCUUAUGGAAAUUUAAGGGAUUUUCUUCGUCAACAUAGACCGUCAUCUGGGUAUGAACCAGCAAUUGGAAUGCCAGAAAAGGAAAAGAAAACUCUAACUCAGAAGGAUUUGGUUUCUUUUGCUUAUCAAGUUGCGAAAGGGAUGGAGUAUUUAGCUUCGCGGAGGUGUAUCCAUCGCGAUUUGGCUGCUAGAAAUGUGUUGGUUAGCGAAGAUUACAUUCUUAAAAUCGCCGAUUUUGGAUUAGCCAGAGACAUACAUUGCAGCGAUUAUUACAGAAAAACUACGGAUGGAAGAUUACCUGUUAAAUGGAUGGCACCAGAAGCUUUGUUCCAUAGAGUUUACACCACACAAUCAGACGUUUGGUCUUAUGGAAUAUUAUUAUGGGAAAUUAUGACACUGGGAGGUACACCAUAUCCAUCUGUACCGAGUGUAGAAAAGUUAUUCCAAUUAUUAAGGAAUGGCCAUAGAAUGGAAAAACCUCCGUGUUGUUCCCUAGAAAUUUACAUGUUAAUGCGUGAAUGUUGGAGUUAUAAAACAAAUGAGAGGCCGUUGUUUUCGGAUUUGGUGGAAGAUUUAGAUGAUAUAUUAACGAUAACGGCGAAUGAGGAAUAUUUGGAUUUGGGGUUGCCGCAAUUGGAUACGCCGCCAUCGAGUCAAGAGUCAAGUUGUGACGAAUCAAGCCCGCCAUUUUAAAAGAUCCUAGUCAUACUCAACGAUUGAAUACAAAAAGAUGCAGAUAUAAAUAUACUAUUUAAAAAAUGUUAUUAUUAAUUAAUUAUUAGUAGAUUUAAAGUAUUAUUAAAGGUAAGUUAGGCGUAUGUUCGUUGCAUUUGUGAGAUUAAAAUCGACGAGUUGUUACGUUUAAGGUGCUACGUGAAAAGUAUUUUGGUUUUACAAAUACAAAACAAUAUUUUUAUACUAGAAAGGAUUGAUUGCUUUGUGUACAUAGCCUAAAAUUAAUGAAUAAGUAACUUAAAUGUCAAUAACAAUUUUGUAUUUAACGAGUUUUAAUGAGUUAGUUUACAGUUUAAAUAGACAGAAUCUGAAACAUAUCUAUGUAUAUUACUAAUAAGUAACAGAAUAAUAGUUUGUUGUUAUGGACACCAAAGAAAAUUUUCUGCCAGGAAUUGUGGAAUAAAUAAAGAAAUUUUCAAAACGUU
This is a messenger RNA of Onthophagus taurus, 3839 nucleotides long. RefSeq names its product fibroblast growth factor receptor homolog 1. Gene Ontology annotation, biological process: cell surface receptor protein tyrosine kinase signaling pathway; multicellular organism development; protein phosphorylation. Gene Ontology annotation, cellular component: plasma membrane; signaling receptor complex. Gene Ontology annotation, molecular function: ATP binding; transmembrane receptor protein tyrosine kinase activity. Lineage: Eukaryota; Metazoa; Arthropoda; Insecta; Coleoptera; Scarabaeidae. The record is from RefSeq and is a predicted model, not a curated record.